This is a messenger RNA of Rhodamnia argentea, 1014 nucleotides long. Its product is annotated as NDR1/HIN1-like protein 6. Gene Ontology annotation, cellular component: plasma membrane. Lineage: Eukaryota; Viridiplantae; Streptophyta; Magnoliopsida; Myrtales; Myrtaceae. The transcript has a single exon. The record is from RefSeq and is a predicted model, not a curated record. The coding region runs from base 186 to 1004 and encodes 272 amino acids.
UAAUCAUUUUCAAAAAAGCAAGGCAUAUUGUUCUUGCUAGAAGAAAGAUUUAAGAAGAGAUGAAAAUGAAGAGAGAUUCCACACUUGCCAUGGCCUAAGAAGCAUCUCUUCCUUUCUUUCUCACUUCUCACUCUCCUCCUCCUCCUCCUCCUCCUCCUCCUCCUCUCCGUAAUCCACCGCCCAAAAUGACGGACAGAGUCUACCCAACAGCCAAACCCCCCGCCGCAGCCGCCACCACCAACGGCGCCGCUGCCACCGCCGCCGCCAACGGUACUCCCACAACCGCCGGCCCCGCCACCACCAAGCCCCAGCUCUACCGCCCGUAUCGCCCGCAGCCCCCCAAGCGCCGCCGCCGCCGCCGUUGCAGCCUCUGCUGCUGCUGCUUCUGGACGAUCCUGGUCCUCCUCUUCGUCGCCCUCCUCGCCGCCAUAGCCGGCGCCGCCCUCUACGUCCUCUACCACCCCCACCGCCCCGCCUUCUCCCUAUCCUCCCUCCGCACCAGCGCCCUCAACCUCACCACCGCCCCCGACGGCUCCGCCUCCCGCCUCACCACCCUCUUCAACCUCACCCUCAUCUCCAAGAACCCCAACGCCCACACCUUCACCUUCUUCUACGACCCAUUCACCGUCUCCCUCUCCUCGUCCCCGGGCUCCGUCCCCUUGGCCAACGGCUCGCUCCCUCCGCUCGCGAGCUACCCGAAGAACCAGACGACCCUGAGGACGGUCGUGUCGGGGAGCUGGGACGACGUUGACGCCGGGUCGGUCGCUUCCCUGAGGUCGGAUCUGAGGAGGAAGGGCGGGUUGGCUCUGAAAAUCCGGGUGGAGACGAAGGUGAGGGUGAUGGCGGAUGGGCGGAAGAGCAAGAAGGUCGGGAUCAGAGUCGUUUGCGACGGGGUCAAGGGAGUGGCGCCGCCGGGGGACAAGAACGCGACGGCCGUCGCUAAUGUGGCUGACUCCAAGUGCAAGGUGGAUGUCCUGAUCAAGAUCUGGAGGUUCACUUUCUGAUCUCCGGAAU